CUCGGCAAAAGGUUCAAGAGAAGCAUCCCAUUUGCUCAUGACUAGUUCAGACUACUGUCUCUGCAAAUGGUUGUUCCACCUGAUAAAGCUUCCGCUGACUUUGACUUGCUGCACCGCAACGAAUAUACGUUCUGUCUUGUUUCGACCACUUACACAUGUCCUUUCAGUCCUGGAGAUGUUGUUUACGUGAAGCUGCGAUCUCAGAAGGAUACAGGUCGAGCAACAAUCCUUGCCGACGCGGACCCAUCUGGGAGAAUUCUUGUCCAGUAUCAUGCCGACAAAAGCAUGCUGUAUCAUGUCAAUCCCCAGCGGCUUGUUAAUGUGUAUCCCACUGACACGCCCCUUAUUCUCUUGUGCGAGAAUACAACCGAUUAUCGUACACUAGCACGUUCGCAAAUCGACCGAAACGACGUUGUUGCGGAGAUAGGAUCCUCUUACGGAGUGUGCACAAAUAUUUUAUCACAGCACGCCAAGCAAGUCUUUGGGAUUGAAGUAUCCCAGCAGCUUGUUGACGAGGCCCGAAAACGAUAUCCGCACUUGGUAUUUCACAACAUCAACAUUCUGGAGCAUAAAUCUAGGGCUGCAACUAUUAUGCAGGAUGUGAACAAGGUGUUUGUGGACAUUGGCGGUAACAGGGAGAUUGGCGUCGUCGUUAGAGCAUUAGCCUUUCUGAUCGACAGAAUUAAACCUAGCCUAAUUGUCGUGAAGAGCGAGGAGCUAUUUGAGAGUGCCCAGCGACAUCUUGACAAAUCCUCGUCAAAUAACGAGAGUGGGAGGAUACCAGACGGUCCGUGCUGGUUUGAAACCUUGUGCAAAGAUCAUGCCAUUUGCGAUGGUCAAACAAGUUCAGCUGAGAGUUGGUUUCUCCGAGCCAGACGGGAUGGGUUCACCAAGAACCCGUUGCGGUAUCCGAUACGAAUGACUUCCGAUGGCGUGGCAAUCUGCAAGUUGCAAAACUACCGAGAGGAAGGCUGCCAGAAACUCAGUCUUUGUCGAUUUGAUCAUAUUCAUUGUCACCAUUGUGGUCAUGCAGGCCAUAAAGCACUUCACUGCCCGCUUGUCAAUACAUGAGUACCAGCGAGAGCCAACCCUUUCAUGCUGAUGGAAUCAUUGGCACCCUAUGUAUUUAUGAUCGCGCGGUAUCUGAAGUCAUUCACCUGUGGCCGCUACCUCCCCGGCCGAGUACCAUAGAAGAGCAUUGGUAUCCAAUGAGUAUAAAUUCAAGAUUUCUACAAUAAUUAAGCUGAUGGUGCACCC
Spizellomyces punctatus DAOM BR117 is the source of this 1257-nucleotide messenger RNA. RefSeq lists its product as uncharacterized. Gene Ontology annotation, molecular function: zinc ion binding; nucleic acid binding. The transcript has a single exon. The record is from RefSeq and is a predicted model, not a curated record. The coding region runs from base 67 to 1071 and encodes 334 amino acids. Lineage: Eukaryota; Fungi; Chytridiomycota; Chytridiomycetes; Spizellomycetales; Spizellomycetaceae.